Phytophthora nicotianae INRA-310 is the source of this 1256-nucleotide messenger RNA. RefSeq lists its product as hypothetical. The record is from RefSeq and is a predicted model, not a curated record. Bases 126 to 1181 code for a protein of 351 amino acids. The transcript has a single exon. Lineage: Eukaryota; Oomycota; Peronosporomycetes; Peronosporales; Peronosporaceae.
CACUUGAGUUUGUCUGCCUAUGCCAUUAAUAGGGCGGUCGGACACAAAUUUACAGCACGAAGCUCACUUUCUGGUGCUCGUUAAUCCCCUCACAAGACCCCACAGUCUGUCUUUGCGACUUUAACAUGAACAUCUUGCGAGUUCCUGAGCACGGCACGACUGCUUCGGGUGACAAGGCUCGGCCAACAUCAUGCGAGGGUUACGUAACCAAACGAGGUCAUUUCCGAAAGUCUUGGCGCGUUCGAUUCCUGGUUGUGGAUGGAUCCAACCUGCAAGUCUCGUACUACGAAAGUCGCGCUGCUUGCCACCCACCGACGGGUGAACCGUCCGCGCCCAAGGGGAGUUUCUACCUGUCGAGUAUUGAACCACACGAGUAUGUUGUCGGCGUCAUGGGAGCUGCUGACAAACCUUUCGGCUUUAAAAUGGUCGGACAUGCCCCCAAGAAAGGAUACGUUGAGCUGGACGUGUUCGUGGACACACUGGCUGAUCGUAACAAGUGGCUGGAGGUCGCUCGCAAUGCACUAAGUGUCAAGCGUCAACUAACACGCCAAGCCAUCGACCAGAGUGUGAGUCCAAACAAAAAGACUCUGUUCGGCUUCAGCGUCGCAUUGUCUCCACAGCCAGCAAUGUCGCCCCAGAAGCAGAUGCAGACACUGGCCAAAAGCAAAGAUGAGCUGCUCUCGGAAGCUCUACGUGAGCUCGAAGCUGCAAAGCUCGUCGGUCGUGAAGCCUGCAACGAGAUCGUCAUCCAAGGAGAGAAGCUGGACACCAUCGAACAGGAUCUCAGCGCCAUUGAUCGCGAUCUCGACUUCGGUGAUAAACUCCUGCGUCGUCUCAAGAGCCCCACGUUGCAUCUCUUCUCGGACGACUCGCGUCCUAAAUCCACCGGGGGCUCGAAGGGAAGUUCACCUCAGCGCUUCCACCAAUCUGGUGGUAGCAGUCCCUCUCGUCUUCCACCUGCCUUCGACACCAGUAGCGACGCCGGUGGCAGUGAUUUGGAGCGACUGGCACAAGCUCUUGGAGAACUUGAGGUGCAGGCGGAAAUGCUGAACGGAGAGGCCAGCCAUAGCUCCCAGCAGAUUGAGCGUAUCGAGCAUCACCUCACGAAUGUCACGACUCGUGUCGAGAAGCAGACAAAGCAGGCCUCAGCAACGCUGAGUGCCGGUCCCAGACUCUUCUAACGAGGCCUACAUCAGCAUAAAAACAGAGAAAAUAUAGCCACCUCACCCUGCCAAACAAUGGUACUCUCUGCGGAA